UCGAUCCAACAAGAAAGUGGGCGUGUCCCAACCAGGAAGUCCGUAAAUGCACCUAGCUAACAUUUGUUUACAUAUUGUUAGCUAGUUCCGUCUAUGAUUAAUGUUUUAACUUGUUCGUCGAUAUUUACCCAGCUAUAUGAACAAAAGAAAUGACUGCUUCCAAGACUAUUGUGCUGUUCGGGAUUCUGUCCCUGUCCCUUUUUUGUUCUGUAUUUUUGAAAAAUUCCGACAUGGGAGUCAGGGCAGUAUUGCUACUCGCAGGUCGAGGCCUGUUCCUAUUAGGUUUGUCUAGCUGGCUGGUGUCAGUUUUAUAUCCUUGGCUGAGACCCUCCUCUCCCUCUCCUCCUCGUAAUCACAAGGAAGUGCCUGACGAAGAUGUGAAACAGAAACAAGAUUUGGCCAGGGAGGAACAACAAAUGAAACACUCUGAGAAGGCAACGUCUUACCAGGAGUCUGUGCUGAGGCCUCGAAACGAGUUUAGGCUGAGGAAGAGGGUGGAGCGUUUCUACCGCAUGACAGGGGAGGGCUGGAAACUGACCCAGGGCCAGCCAUUGGGGGAGGGAGAGUCACCUGAGCCGCACUCCGAGGUGAAGGAGGAGGAGGAGGGGAGCGACACGCCGAAUCAGCAGGCUUUAAGGAGGAGAAAGCUACCGGAGGAAGCCACCAGAGCACAUCCACAGCCUGAACGUCCUGCAGUGAAGAGGGUUGUGGUUUUGCCAGAUGAGCCAUCAGACGAUGCUGAUGGGGUUGUGCGGGUGGCUUUAAGGUGUCCCAGUGGAAGAAUUGUCAGGAGGAAAUUCCUGAAGUCAUACAACUCACUGGUUCUCUUGGACUGGCUGCAUAAGACUGGGUAUCACCCUGCCAUCUACACCAUCUGUACCUCCUACCCCCGCAGUCCACUGGACCUGGGAGGGGACAUGACCCUCGCGGACGCAGGUAUCAACACAGACACAGUCUUUAAUGUGGAGGAGAAGGACCCCUCUAUGACCUGAAGAAACCAUUCUCUGAUUCAUAUUGCCAAAUUUACUGAAGCAUUACAGAGCAGAUGAUUUGUAAGGACACUGGACGAAGCAGUGGUUGGGCUGACCGUUACUACAGCACACAGCAGUCAGUCCACCGAUUGCAAAAUGGUCUGAAUGCAUUUGUGCCAUUUUUUCUUUCUUGAAUUGGUUUUCUUGCUUUGUGGGUAUUAUUUCAGUGGGUUGAUUCCAGAUUGUAUUCCUAAUUAAAUCAAUAAAAAAAUGUUGUUCUUGAAAAACA
This is a messenger RNA of Conger conger (European conger), 1260 nucleotides long. RefSeq names its product UBX domain protein 8 (gene ubxn8). The record is from RefSeq and is a predicted model, not a curated record. Lineage: Eukaryota; Metazoa; Chordata; Actinopteri; Anguilliformes; Congridae. Gene Ontology annotation, cellular component: nucleus; endoplasmic reticulum. The transcript has 8 exons. Gene Ontology annotation, molecular function: ubiquitin binding. Bases 150 to 992 code for a protein of 280 amino acids.